Molecule: messenger RNA, 598 nt
Organism: Ctenopharyngodon idella (grass carp)
Lineage: Eukaryota; Metazoa; Chordata; Actinopteri; Cypriniformes; Xenocyprididae
Product: CD59B glycoprotein-like
Exons: 4
Coding region: 58-333 (91 amino acids)
Source: RefSeq, a predicted model, not a curated record
CACUGCAAUUUCAAAGAAAACAAAGGACAUAAGAAUACAGCACACAACAGACUAAGAAUGAUGAAGGUUCUGCUGCUGGCUCUUGUUCUCACCCUGGUGUUGGCGAAUGGCUCUGCCCUGAAAUGUAACAGGUGUGUCCCCGGCAGACCUGGAGGAAGUUGUGUGACCACAAAGGAGACGUGUGGCUAUGGGCAAGAUGCCUGUGUAUCUGCCAGAUUCACCACAUAUCCCUUUUCCUACUUCCGGAGGUGCAGUAAAAUGGGAGAUUGCUUGAUUCUUCAGUCCAGCCCCUACAUUACAGCCAGGUGCUGUCAGACGGACCUGUGCAAUUAAUACCCCUGUCAUUUAAACACAGUCUUAAAGGGAAAAUGACUCAAACUGGUGGCAUUUAAGGAGUGCAUGUCACACAUAUACUGUAUACAUUAGUAGAACUACUAACUAAUGCAAGACCAACAAUAGACUAAUGUUUAAUUAACAUGUACAUUUGAAUUUUUGUGAUUCUGUACGCUACUGUGGCACUUUUUCAUGUUUGUAUUCAUUAGCUAUAUCCAUACCACAGCCAAACAUGUUGCAUGAAUAAAAUGUUUCAUUAAAGACA